AUGGCGGCUGUGGAAGCAGCUGCGGAGCUGGUAACGGCGGUAGAGACUGUUGGGCCAAAAGCAAAGGACGAAGAGGAGGAAGAAGACGAAUCUUUGCCACCAUGCGAGGCGGUGCGCUGGGCCCCGGUAGGGGCGGUGGCAGAGGCCGGGCCUGGGGCAGCUGCAUUUGCGAAAGAGGCGGUAGCCGAAGAGCCCGGUGUGGCCCCAGGCUCCCCUCCGGACUCGCCCAGCCGGACCCUGCGGCGGCUGCGAGCCGAACGGCGGCGGCUGGACUCGGCUCUGCUCGCGCUGUCCUCGCAUUUCGCGCAGGUGCAGUUCCGCUUGCGCCAGGUGGUGCGCGGGGCGCCGGCAGAGCAGCAGCGCCUUCUGCGCGAGCUCGAGGACUUCGCCUUUCGCGGCUGUCCCCACGUUCUAGGUUACGAGGGGCUCGAGGACCCCGCUGGCGAUGAGGGCGACCGUCUGCCGGGGAACCGGCCACGGUUGCGGGGCGAGGACCAGAGUGAGCAGGAAAAACAGGAGCGUCUGGAAACCCAGAGGGAGAAGCAGAAGGAACUGAUCCUGCAGCUCAAGACCCAGCUAGAUGACCUGGAAACAUUUGCCUAUCAGGAAGGCAGUUAUGACUCACUGCCACAGUCUGUGGUCUUGGAAAGACAGCGGGUGAUCAUAGAUGAAUUAAUAAAGAAACUGGACAUGAAUCUGAAUGAGGAUAUUAGUUCCCUGACCACUGAAGAGCUUCGUCAACGUGUAGAUGCAGCAGUGGCUCAGAUUGUCAACCCAGCCAGAGUGAAAGAACAGUUGGUGGAGCAGCUGAAAACUCAGAUCCGAGAUCUUGAGAUGUUCAUCAGCUUCAUCCAAGAUGAAGUAGGAAGUCCUUUGCAAACAGGUGGUGGACACUGUGAGUGCAAGGCUGAUGGGAAGACAGGAAAUGGCUCCACCAGAACAGGCAGUAGUCGACUGCCUCCAGGAAAUAGCAAAACAGCGAAGGCAGAAGAUGUGAAGAAAGCCCGGGAGACGGGCUUGCAUCUGAUGCGGCGAGCUAUAGCCAUGCUCCAGAUCUUUGCCAUCAGCCAGUUUGGUUGUGCCACAGGCCAGAUCCCUCAAACCUUGUGGCAAAGGAGCCAGGCUGACAGAGACUAUUCCCCCUUACUGAAGAGGCUGGAGGUAUCAGUGGACAGAGUGAAGCAGCUAGCCCUGAGACACCAGCCACAUGACCACGUCAUCACUUCUGCCAACCUUCAGGACCUCUCUCUGGGAGGCAAGGAUGAGCUGACCAUGGCCGUGCGGAAGGAGCUGACAGUAGCUGUGAGGGACCUGCUAGCUCAUGGACUAUAUGUGUCCUCCCCUGGGAUGAGUCUCGUCAUGGCCCCCAUUGCUUGUUUGUUGCCAGCUUUCUCCUCAGCCCCGGAGACCAUGCACCCCUGGGAGCUCUUUGUAAAAUACUACCAUGCUAAGAAUGGCCGUGCUUAUGUGGAAUCACCUGCCCGGAAGCUCUCCCAGUCCUUUGCCCUGCCUGUUACAGGUGGCACUGUUGUGACCCCCAAACAGAGCCUACUGACAGCUAUCCACAUGGUGCUGACAGAGCACGACCCUUUCAAGCGCAGUGCAGACUCAGAACUGAAGGCUCUGGUGUGCAUGGCGCUGAAUGAGCAGCGUCUGGUAUCCUGGGUGAACCUCAUCUGCAAGUCAGGGUCACUUAUCGAAUCCCACUAUCAGCCCUGGAGCUACAUGGCCCACACAGGCUUUGAGAGCGCCCUCAACCUGCUCAGUCGCCUCAGCAGCCUCAAAUUCAGCCUCCCUGUAGACUUGGCUGUGCGCCAGCUCAAGAACAUCAAAGAUGCCUUUUGAUGAGAAUGCCCAGACCUUCGACCCCCACUUUGCUCUGUAGACAUGGAUGUGCUAAUGUUCUGAAUAACAGCCAGGGAGUCAGAGGAAGGGUUAAAAAGAUUUUUCUUAGAUGCUGCUUAUGGGAUCAGCAAAAUGGGUGCAGUUUGUUUUCCUCUCACAACUUAGCAUCUUAGAUGUGCUAGCAACCUUACUAAAAAUAUUUCUGGGGCUAGCUGGGAGUAGUAGUACACACUUAUAAUUCCAGCACUUAGGAGACAGAGGCAGGAGAAUUGUGAGUUCAAGGCCAG
Messenger RNA from Castor canadensis (American beaver), 2132 nucleotides. It is a transcript of the gene Rundc1, whose product is annotated as RUN domain containing 1. Lineage: Eukaryota; Metazoa; Chordata; Mammalia; Rodentia; Castoridae. The record is from RefSeq and is a predicted model, not a curated record.